Onychostoma macrolepis is the source of this 1940-nucleotide messenger RNA. RefSeq lists its product as uncharacterized. Lineage: Eukaryota; Metazoa; Chordata; Actinopteri; Cypriniformes; Cyprinidae. The record is from RefSeq and is a predicted model, not a curated record.
CGCCUCCAGCGCGCAUGCGCACUACACCGUGUUGCAUAAACGCGGAUUCGGCGGUCGUCAAGGAGCAGCAGUUUUAUGUAGUUUAUUAGUUAACUCUUUGCUCGUCUUCUAAGCAAAGUGUCCUUGUAUCUACAACCUAUUUCUCAUUAAACCAAUUUCCUUAAGUUACAAAGGUCAUUCAGACAUGAGAGACGAGGAUGAAAGAGACAGUAGGAAGAUGAGAAGAAAAACAGUUCCGGAUGAUUUCCAGGCGCCUGGGAAAAAGAGACAGAAAAUAAAAGACAAAAACGAGGGAAAGAGCGGCGCAGUGCAGAAAUCAGACGGUCUUAUUGGUAAAGCUGACUCUACAAAAACUAAAGUGAAGCUUUCUAGCAAAGACAAGGACAAAGGGAAAAAUAAAUCUGCCCACUCCAAAGACUUGUCUGAGGAUGAUAAGAAAGACAACUCAGAUGGUGGCAAAAAUACCUCUGAAAUAAAGAGGAAUGAGAAAGGACAACUUGUGUUUAAAGGCCACCCAGAGUUCACACCUAACAUGACUCCUAAAGAGGUUUUACAGGCAGGCAGUUUUGGGGGUACCUAUUUUAGGCCCAUCUACUCCAGUAUCACAAAGCAACAUUACAAAGAUGCUUGGCAGGAGCUUCCCAAAGACUGGCUGGAUGGACUAAACAUCUCUAAACAGGUGGCUUCAUCCACUUACAGGGAAAACGUGAACACCUAUAAAGUAAAAUGUGGAGGCAGUCUAGAGAUGUGGGAAAGCAGUGGCUGGAUUGUGCCCCAGGAUCCAUAUGGCUGGUUCCAGUGGUACUGCAGGUUUUACCAGGGCAGGCAAACAGAGGACGAUGCACGCCAGAUCAGUCGCUGGGCCAAAUGUGCAGGAGUCAAAGGUCGGUGGCGGCAGAAUCUCAUCACCAAAGUGGUACGGUCCGGUUGUGCUUGUGACAACCCCACUGUUUCCCCGGUGGUCAGACAGACGCUGCAGCACUGGGGCUACAAACUCACCCUGGAGGACUAUAAGGAAGGAGCAAAGAGAGUCAAACCCAAAUAAGAUUAACAGACUUCCAGAUUGGCAUCAUUCAAUUUAUCACAUACUGCAGAAGAAAGCUGGCCUUACUGCACGGAAAUAAACUCACAAAUCUGAUUAAAUAAUUGAUGCUUUGUCUAACCGAGGGACUUGUUUAGCGAGUAGACCUGUGGUAAUAGUACUGCUGUAUUUGGUUCCCAUUGGACAUGUUUUCUGUAAGCUGUUUUGGUAAAUAGAAAAGUUAGAAUAAUAGUCUAUUUUUAAAAUUUGGAUCCAAAGCCCAAUUGUUUUUUCUUGUCGCAGUUGUACACUUGCGUGCCUUGGAGGAAUGUGGAGAACGGCUCUGUAAUCGGAUGUGGGCAUUGUUACAAUUAUUUUUAUUUUGACAAUAAUUUAUUUUUCUAGGUUUAUUUUGAAUACAUGCUGAACGUGAUUAUCUAUUUGAAUACACUCUGUCAUAUACAAACUUUUCAAUCUGAAGUUUAUUAAAGGAUUUGUUUUUUUUUUGGUGACACUACGCAUUGUUCCAUUUGGUUUUAGAAACAGGUGGAACUUAAUCAGAAACAUUUAUUAUAUAUGAGUCAUUUCUGUUAUGCAGUACAUUUUCAUGCCUCCUUGUACUGAUAUAUCAGAUAUUAGUUUAUGUACUCGUUCUUUGAUGUUUUAUGGUAUUGGUUGGUUUGUCUCACUUUCUAUCCUAUUAGAUACAAUUUCAGAAAUGUGAAUGAUAAUAUAUAAAAAUCAAACAAUUAUAAAAAUAAACUUGAUGGGCUCAUUAAAAUGAACCCCAAAUCCCUCACUUCAGUUACUUAUUUCCAAUACGUAUAAAGUUCUUGUCAUUGUGUAAACAAUAAAAUUAUAAUUAAUAAAGGUUAAAAGAAUCACCAGAUAAAAAGUGUACAUUGGUUAAUUUCUCUUA